ACGCGCGGUAUUUUGAACACAACAAAAACAAACAGCUGAGACAUCAACGUGCAAGCUUUCAAGCUGUAAACUCAAACGAAACUAACGCCUGUAAGCAACCAAAAACAUGUCAAAGAAAGCGCCAAGAGCAGCUUUGAAGCUCCACAUGAAGAAGAAAUCGGAUGUACGGAUAGGAAAAAACGCGGACUUGAUGGCCCAGCUGAAUCUUCUAGUUUUCCUACAUCGUCUGGCUGAGGAGUCCAGGGUCAAAGCCUUUGAGGAGAAAACAGCAACCAUCAAAGUUCACCAUGUCAGUGCUGUCGCCAAGAAACUGUUAAAGAGCACACGUGGAUAAUGUGGAAGACAGGAGCUCCCCAUCACAACAUUUUGUUUUUUUCCAACAGCACUGAUCCUGUGACCCAUAACAAUUAUAAACCAUGGACUGUCUAAGAUUUUGAGUGUAUUAUUUUUCAGGUCUUGUUUUGUGUGUAUGAUGAAAUUUAUGUAGUCAUGUCUUGUAAAAUGCUGGGCCCUCCUUACAAGCGCUAUUUGGAUGUAAUCUGUGUUCAGUUCCUUUCCAUGACUGUUGAACUUUUGCUUUUUAAUGGUAUUUGGAAAGUAAACCUUGGAUGAUGGACCAUAUCAUUCCCUGAUAUCUAUAGCAUCACAUGUGUCCCACAUCUCUUUAGGUCAUAUUAUUACUUUAUACCUGCUAAUAAACAAUUUGUACCACUUAACUUGGGUAACACAUGGUUGAGUAACCGUGCAGUGUUUCUUUCCUCGCUCUUUAAAACAACUAGACAUUUGGCCGACGGCCAUUGAUAACAGUGGGACCAUUAUCUGUGGCUACCCACCAAAGCAGGUUUUUAGCAGGAAAGUUCACACAGAUGAUUUUUCGUUCUCCUGUGUUGACUAACAAAGCUUUUAGAGCUCUUGUAAUGAGAGAGAUCAUUUUCAUUUAAAAUGAUUAAUUUAAUCAUUAAUAUCUAACCUACCCACAAAAAUAAAGUACUUGGGUGAAUCACAUUAAACCAGUCAAGAACAUGUGCAGGUCAUAUUUCACCUCAAUAUAAAUCUCUUCCAUAAAGAAAAUUAAGCCUGUUAUUUAGUUUGCUCGAAAAAGAAGGCUGCUGCCUUGUUGCCUUGCUCCCCAGUGGGGCAGUUGUGUUUUUGUGUAAAGGUACCUCUUAAGUAAACUGGUUUCAGACUGGCUUCCAAUUCACUAUUACGUUAAAUUCAAGUGAGCUUUAGAGAUAACCAAUUUAAUAUUUAAAGGCAAUCUGUGUAAUUUUUAUAUAUUGUUUUUAUAUAAAAAUUGAUCCUAUCUCGUUUUAAUAACCCAUUCAUAGGUUGACUUCCCCGAAGAAUGUAAACCCUAUGAUGCCUAAAUAUUGCUCCAUUUGUUUUAGUGGCCCGACAUGGCAACAUGGGCUCAACCAUUUAGGUUAGUUUGGGGCAGGACUACCUAUUUGUCUGAACAAUGCCACUAAAUUUCACACCACACCUUUAAAGCUGAAGUGUGUCAUUUCUGCAAAACAACUGCAACCAAACAGAAUUGCAAAAAUAAACAUUUGUUUUCAAACAGCUCUAACGAAUACAGCCAUUGAUUUAACAUGUUAUUUCAGUACGAUUAAUUAUAUAAAAAAUAUUGCGUAAAAAAUAUUAAUGCAAUUAAUCACGUCUCUGGACUGUAAUAAAAAUUAUUUAUGCCACUGGAGAAAUUCAAAGUUGAAGUACCACCUGUUCUCAGCAGGGGGCUGUAAGCGAAGCUCCGGCUGUAGAGGAAAUGCACAGCUCUGCAGACAAUAAAACACACUCAAGCUUGCUUGACACUUGUGCACAGAUGAGAAUGCAUUCUUGCAUUUUUACAAAUCUGGAUGGAGCAAAAUUCUUUUCUAAGUUUCAAACGACUUUUAACUUGACAGUGCUCUAAAAACGCAGUGUUUGACUCGACGCAAACAAAGUGAGAUGCUCCAAAAGCAUCUGUCUGAUGCAUAUGUACAUUGACGCGUCAUUAGAAAAGCCCUUGUGCUAAAUCUAUCACGGACAGAUUGAUGAAUUAAAUUGCAAAAUGGAUUGCUGUGGGCUGUAAGCCAAUGAUAGGCUUAUGUUCAGUAAUAUGGAAAUAACUACUAUAUUGACUUCUAAAGCCACUUUUUGUAUUGUCCUAUGCUUUACUCGUCUGCCACAAAAAUUUUAUGCAUUUUAAUUAUCUGAAUUAUAAUAUUUAGAAAGUAUAUUGACAAUUAUUUAAAUAUAGCUGUAAUUAUUUAAUCAUUAUAUAUUGAAUUAUUUUUGGCGUUUCUCAGCAAUUAUUUAUAUAUGCAAUCAGUUGCGAUUAAUUAGAUUAAUCAGCAUUUCAUGUGAUCAGUUCAAUUAAACAUUUUAAUCGAUAGGCAUCCCUACUCACAAACUCUCCCCAUCUGCCGUUGAUUGACAGAUAGUCCCAAACUCACAGCAUUUGUUGAGUCAGAGUUGCAGUGGUGGUCGGGAUGCUCAAACAAACAGAGCAAUAUUUGUAUAGUGACAGAGAGACAGUGUUUACAGUUUUCAUGGAAAUCAACCUAUGAAUGUCCUAAGGCCGAAGUAUACUUCGGUUUUCCGCAUGCUGGUACUUCUUGCGCACAGUGCACUUAACAUAAAUUUCAUCAUGCACACUGUCCACGCAUACUGUUUGCUUUCAGCCCAAUUUUCUAUGUAUGUCAUCUGCGCAUACGUCUUCCGUUAACUGUACUAAAGAGUAUCACAAAGCAGUCAUACGUCGAACACAUCCAUAUGGAGUCGCAGUAAAAAAAAGUAUACUUUGAAAGGCUAAGCGCUCCACUGUGCAUAAGACGACAUGCAUAAAAAUAAAGUAUAGCCUAGCCUUUGCUUUUAGUUGACACUUUAUAUUAUGCUGGGAUAAGUGAAAGAAUUUUAAUAUUAAAAAAGUUGCA
Molecule: messenger RNA, 2915 nt
Organism: Myxocyprinus asiaticus (Chinese sucker)
Lineage: Eukaryota; Metazoa; Chordata; Actinopteri; Cypriniformes; Catostomidae
Product: centromere protein W-like
Exons: 3
Coding region: 107-334 (75 amino acids)
Biological process (GO): chromosome segregation; mitotic cell cycle; kinetochore assembly
Cellular component (GO): kinetochore; nucleoplasm
Molecular function (GO): protein heterodimerization activity; DNA binding
Source: RefSeq, a predicted model, not a curated record